GAACUAUCGACUGCGGUGUUUGAGUCUCUAAGAUCGGUGGUGACGGGCGUCGCCGUCGCCAGACGUGAAUUGGAUACCAAUAUCGAUUUGAUCCAGCGAGAGACAGAGGAGGACGAGCUCAGGAUUUUGAUCGGCGGUUCCGUGUGUGUAGCGUACUGGUGGGCCCCUUUCCCUUUUGCUGACAUCGAAGUGGCUGUCACGGCCGCGAUAGACAAGCUCAAGCAGAUUCGGAGCCUGGAGCAAGCCCGCGAUGCCUUUAACCGUGAACUCCUCGAGCACAAGGCCAGAGCCUUCAAGGCGCCGUACGUCGGUGACGCUGACACCGAGUUCCGCUCGUACCUCGCGCGCUGCUGCUCCGCGUAUUGCCAUGUGAAGGGCGACUAUAGAGCCCCAUGUCUUGCAGUCACGCAGAGCUCGGGCUUCGGCAAGAGCCGCAUCCUGCAGCGACUGGCGGAGACCACCGCGGCGGGCGAGCUCCUGGUCCACGGCAACGACCGGUUUGCUGUGACGGUCUUGUACAGCAAUCCGUCACAGUCCGUAGCUGAGGCUGACGCUGUCGUGCCCGUAUUGGCUGUGGCAAUCGAUGAGGCGCGAGCCUUGUUCGAUAUUACGAACAGGGGUGUCAACGCGCUUCAGUUGCUUCGCAAGGCGUUGGGCUUUUGUAACACGACGGAGACGACCUCGAGCUACAGUGAUUCAACGCUUCACGGUGCGGCAUCGCUGUUCUGUCGUGUCGGACUGCGUCCACGCGUGAGUGAUCCGGUGGCGACGCGGCUGGUUGCCGACUUCAUGAGCGUGCUGCACUACGUGACGCACAAGAACGACGCCCUCAUCACCAGCUACAGCUCGGACCCGAUCCUGACGUUUGGUGCGUCGUACAUGUGGUACCAACUGUCACCACCAGCGUUGGAGUCGCACAUUCUCCCGCAGUUCCAAGCCAUGUUGGCCAAGGGCGUGGUCGACACGGCGAAUAUCCGGGAUAUCGUGGCUCGAAUCUUUCUUCUGCUGGCAAUGGACGCGACGAUUAUGGGCCACGAACAAGGAAGGGAUUUAAGUGUUUCCGGUCAGUUUUGCGAAGUUUCGAGCUUCGUGACGAUGCUCGUGGGCGAGAACCCAGCGGUGCGCGUGAACGAGUCGACCCCACCUUUCGACGACAACGUCCGGUACGCCAACUUGCUGAGGCAGUGGAAGAACUGGCGAGUGGGUUUCAGCCACUUUGUGGAGAUGUCGGAGACACCGACUGAGGAUGUAUUGUGGAAAAUGCUGGAUCGCCGUGCGGCGGGCAUCUCGCCUCGAGACGCGGGAGGUGCCGUCCUUACCAUCCCGAUAUUC
Messenger RNA from Phytophthora sojae, 1332 nucleotides. RefSeq lists its product as hypothetical. The transcript is spliced from 4 exons. NCBI's taxonomy places the organism in Eukaryota, Oomycota, Peronosporomycetes, Peronosporales, Peronosporaceae. The record is from RefSeq and is a predicted model, not a curated record. The annotation marks the transcript as partial.